This is a messenger RNA of Mangifera indica (mango), 1404 nucleotides long. RefSeq names its product O-methyltransferase 1, chloroplastic-like. Bases 151 to 1065 code for a protein of 304 amino acids. Lineage: Eukaryota; Viridiplantae; Streptophyta; Magnoliopsida; Sapindales; Anacardiaceae. The transcript has 7 exons. Gene Ontology annotation, biological process: methylation. Gene Ontology annotation, molecular function: methyltransferase activity. The record is from RefSeq and is a predicted model, not a curated record.
GAGAAGGUGAAGAAAUGUAAACAGUAACGGAAUACCGGUUGUGUGUGUGCAUGGAGCUCAUGCUCCUGUUCAGCCGGAAGAGCCCGUCCAAAUACUGUAACCAUUGAGGAUGAAAACUUUAAUCAUUGUUGAAGAUCGCAACUGCAACAGAUGGACUGUUUAAGAUUUUUAAAUUCGUUCUCCAUUGCUACCAUCUCUUGUGUACGCUUCAGUGAGAAGACACUGAUGAAGAAAAAUGGCUUCUUGUUGAAAGCCAAACUCAACGACGAUUCUGACCCACUACUCCAAGGGGCUGCUAAAGCUGCAUCUCUUCGUUUUCAGGAGACCCACCGACCAGAGCCUCUUUUUGUCGAUCCAUAUGCCGGUUGCUUUGUUCCUCCUAAUGUUCAAAUGGAUAUGAAAAAGCAUUCACACCAUUACUGUCUUGCAACAAAGUUCAUUGAUGAUAAGUUACUUCGUACAGUGACCCACAUGGAUGGACUUAAGCAGGUUGUUCUGUUGACAGAUGGCAUGGACACUCGGCCUUAUAGGCUUAACUGGCCAAACUCCACCAUCAUAUUUGAUAUUUCCCCUGACAAGAUAUUCAACAAGUCAGCUGCAAAGCUUGAAGGUGUUGGGGCUAAGAUUCCGAGAAGUUGCUUAUACCUUCAUGUUCCAUCAGAAUCGUCUAAUGUACAAGAAGCUUUGCAUUCUAAAGGCUUUAAUGGUAAUCGCCCAAGCAUAUGGGCAAUACAGGGACUUCCUGUGAUGACUUUGGUGAGUUUUGAAGAGAUUUUGCUCCUCAUUAGUAGUUCGGCUAUGAGUGGAUGUUUCUUCCUGGGGGAAUUGCCUGCAUGGUUGACAGAAACUGAAAUUGAGAAAAAGUCUACUACAGAGGAAUGGAUGGAAAAACUGUUCAUGAGCAAAGGUUUUGGGGUGGGAAUGGUUAGCUACAGUGAAGUUGCUAGCAGAUUGGGUAAGGAGUUAGCACCGGGAUACUACAAGAAUAUACUAUUUGUUGCAGAACAACUGCUGUUUUUCGAUGAUCAGGUACAUGAAGAUGGGAACUUGGAGGAGAGAAUUUAAGAGGGUAGAGGAAGAAACGGACAAGGCAGGGUUUGAAGAGGUCUAAUUGUAGAUAGAGAUUUUGAUUACAUGCUGUUGGUGGCAACAGUGCAAUUUUCUUUUAUAAUAUUUUUUCCCCUUUUGUUGUUUUGUGAAGUACAUUCUACGUGAAUUUGAUUAGGUGCAUUGAACUACAACAGUUUCUCCUGAUUUUCUCGUCAAGAAGUGGAGGACUCAUCCCUGAGCUUCUUUGAAACCAUAUUUUCUUUGGGUAAGAAACAAAUGAUGUAUACCCGUAGCAGGUGCACAUUAAUAUCAAUAGAAUUCAUAAUUUGAUAGUUUCAUAGUCAAUUUGUAACA